AUGGAGUCUCGGACAGUCUACCUUGUUAGCGGGGCCAACCGCGGCAUUGGUCAUGCCAUCGUCACGCAGUUAGCCGCGCGCAGCGACGCUAUCGUCUUUGCCGGUGCUCGCAAUCCAGCUGGGGCUACCGACCUCCAAGCACUUGCUCAGGCAAACCCCGACCGUUUCCACAUCCUCAAGCUCGAAUCCGCGGACAAGGACAACAACGUCGCGGCCGUCGAGGAGAUCAAGCGAAUUGCAGGACACCUCGACGUCGUGAUCGCGAAUGCGGGCAUCGGCGAGGGAUUCGAGGCGGCCACCGGGAUAUCACCCCAGGUCAUGCUGAAGCAUUAUGAGAUCAACUCCAACGGCCCCCUCGUCCUGUUCCAGGCGGCACAUCCGCUCCUCAAAGAGAGCAAGACGCCCAAAUUCGUGGCCAUUUCGUCCGGGAUCGGCAGCAUCGCGCUCGCCAGCAAACUCCCCGUCCUCGCCUACCCCUACGGCGCGUCCAAGGCCGCCCUCAACUGGAUCAUGCGCAAGCUGCACCAUGACUUCAGUGACUUCACCAUAUUCCCCAUCAACCCAGGCGCGGUCAUGACGGACUUGGCAGCGCACGGCCGCGAAAAGGCCCCGGGCAUGAAGGAACUGCAGGACUACAUUUCUCUCAUCACUCCGGAGGAGAGUGCCAAGGGAAUCCUCGAGCAGAUUGACGUAGCCACGAGGGAGACGCAUGGAGGACAGUUCGUCGAUUAUACCGGCUUAGGGAAGUUAACUUGGUGA
Molecule: messenger RNA, 759 nt
Organism: Schizophyllum commune H4-8
Lineage: Eukaryota; Fungi; Basidiomycota; Agaricomycetes; Agaricales; Schizophyllaceae
Product: NAD(P)-binding protein
Exons: 4
Coding region: 1-759 (252 amino acids)
Molecular function (GO): oxidoreductase activity
Source: RefSeq, a predicted model, not a curated record